AUGGCCACAUCAACAGGUAACGUGGAGAAAAUGUCAAAGUUUGACACUUUAAAACUUCUGGAGAAAUGCAGGAAAGAAAGAGAUGAUGCGGUACAGAGAGAAACUCAGCUCAGAGAGAAACUGAAGCAGUAUGAGUCCAGGCUGAGGUCCACUGAGGCGCUAAGACAGAAACUCAGGCACGUGUCUUUGGACAACAAGGAGCUGAGGAGGAUGGUGAAGAGCCUUCGCACGGACUUGGGUUUGGAGUCGAGUCCAAAGUUCCAGGGCAAGACCACAAAGGACAUCGUCAACGACCUGCAGGAGAAAGAGCACCAGUGCAGCUCCUUAACUGAGAAAAACGGCAAGCUGAGUGUGAGGAUCGACGAGCUCGCGUCUCAGCUCGCGAACACGAUUACGUCAAAAGCCAUUGUGGAGGAGCAGAUGCAGUCGUUGCAGCAGAAUCUGAAGGACAUGACCAACAAUCAGCGGAGGCUGCUGAAGCUCUGGGAGGACAAGAGGGUGCAGAGGGAGCAGCUCUUCCUCCCGUCCAUCUCGCAGAGACCCGGGACGCGGCCCGUUGUUGCGCACAAAGCCGUGCAGACCGACAUGUCCAUCGGCGCCGCCUACAAGUUACCGCCCACCGCGUUCGAACUCAAACCGUAUCGGCGGGAAAGUGAGAGGAACAAGUCAACUUUAGACAAGCUUGGCAUUAAUAACUCUCUACAGAAUGGUAUCUAUCGAGACAAGACGUCCCUGACACAGUACGAACACAAGCCUCUGCAAAACUGACUGGAAGUUAAAAUACAAAGAAGUAGUAGUCUUUUUUGCACAGUUUAGCUCAUGGAAAAGGCACUGUGUCAGUGUCACAACACCCCCGGACUGUUUUUAACUAAAUGUAACUCAAGGAAUA
Molecule: messenger RNA, 889 nt
Organism: Scleropages formosus (Asian bonytongue)
Lineage: Eukaryota; Metazoa; Chordata; Actinopteri; Osteoglossiformes; Osteoglossidae
Exons: 1
Coding region: 1-768 (255 amino acids)
Source: RefSeq, a predicted model, not a curated record